CAGAUGUCUUAUGCUGGCAGGCACUGGGCAGGCAAUGAGUUCUUUCCCUGGAAGUUGGGCACAAAAAGACCGGCAUGGGAGCAGCCUGUUUUGGGACAGCUGCUCUGAGACAAUGCAGUAAGCAAGGCAGAAAUUCCUCCGAGCAGAGGGUGACUCGUGGGAGGAGUUCAGUUUGCUAAGUAUUGUCAUUUGCUGAGAGUAGGUGUGUGCUCCAGAAGGAGUCUUAACCUGGAGGAUCAUUAACUCUUUCUAUCAGCUGGUGAGUUGCGGUGGCUCGGCAAGUUGGUCCUGGAGGCUCCUGCUCAGGAAGGCCAGGGAGGAGGAGUGGAAUCACUUUUUCAUGGGGGACCAGUUUGAGAAGGGCCAGCAUGCUCUGCUCAAUGAAGGAGAAGAGAAUGAGAUGGAGAUAUUUGGCUACCGGACUCAAGGCUGCCGGAAAACUCUCUGUCUUGCUGGAUCCAUCUUCUCCUUUGGGAUCCUCCCUUUGGUGUUUUACUGGAGACCCGCUUGGCACGUGUGGGCAAAUUGUGUGCCGUGUUCCUUGCAAGAGGCAGACGUCGUGUUGCUGAAGACAACAGAUGAAUUCCAAACUUACUCAUGGAAAAAGAUAAUGUGGAUCUACCUGUCAUCAUUAAACGGCGCAUCUGGUGUCACUCCUGACCACCCUCUCAUUACAGAUGAGGAGUACGUCAUAAAUAGAGCCAUCAGAAAGCCAGACCUAAAGGUGAGAUGCAUAAAAGUGCAGAAAAUAAGAUAUGUUUGGAACAACUUAGAAGGACAGUUCCAAAAAAUUGGCUGUUUGGAAGACUGGCUCAGUUCUGCCAAGAUACACCUAAAAUUUGGAUCAGGUCUAACAAAAGAAGAACAAGAGAUUAGGAGGCUAAUAUGUGGGCCUAACACUAUUGAUGUUGAAAUCACACCAAUUUGGAAACUACUCAUCAAGGAGGUUUUAAAUCCGUUUUACAUAUUUCAACUCUUCAGUGUCUGUUUGUGGUUUAGUGAAGACUAUAAGGAAUAUGCUUUUGCCAUCAUAAUCAUGUCUAUCAUGUCCAUAGCUUUGACGGUGUAUGAUCUCAGAGAGCAAUCUAUAAAACUCCACCGUCUAGUUGAGUCACAUAAUAGCAUUACAGUCUCUGUAUUUGUGAGAAAAGCAGGAGUCCAAGAGCUGGAAUCACGUUUCCUGGUACCUGGAGAUUUAUUAGUUUUGACGGGGAACAAAGUACAAAUGCCAUGCGAUGCCAUCCUGAUUGACGGCAGCUGUGUGGUAGAUGAAGGCAUGCUGACAGGAGAAAGUAUUCCAGUGACUAAAACUCCAUUACCCAAACUGGAGAGCUCUGAGCCCUGGAAAACACAGAGUGAAGCAGACUAUAAACGACAUGUCCUCUUCUGUGGGACAGAGGUUAUCCAAGCCAAGGGAGGGUGCUCUGGGACCGUGAGAGCAGUGGUGCUGCAGACUGGAUUCAACACUGCAAAAGGGGACCUCGUGAGAUCCAUUCUCUACCCAAAGCCAAUGAAUUUUAAGCUCUACAGGGAUGCCAUCAGGUUCCUCCUGUGCCUUGUGGGGACAGCAACCAUUGGGAUGAUCUAUACUUUGUGCGUCUAUGUGCUCAGCGGGGAACCUCCCGAGGAGAUAGUGAAGAAAGCCCUCGAUGUCAUCACAAUUGCAGUUCCUCCUGCCCUGCCUGCUGCUCUGACUACGGGCAUUAUCUAUGCCCAGAGGAGGCUGAAGAAGAGAGGCAUCUUUUGCAUCAGUCCCCAGAGGAUCAAUGUAUGUGGACAGUUAAACCUUGUCUGCUUUGACAAGACAGGCACCUUAACAAGGGAUGGUUUGGAUCUCUGGGGAGUCCUGCCCUGCGAUAGGAGCGGCUUUCAGGAAGUCCACAGCUUUGCCUCAGGGACGUCUUUGCCGUGGGGCCCUCUGUGUGCGGCCAUGGCCAGCUGCCACUCUCUGAUCCUUCUUGAUGGGACCAUCCAGGGAGAUCCUCUGGAUCUCAAGAUGUUUGAAGCCACCACCUGGGAGAUGGCUAUUUCUGAGGACGGUUUCCACAUCAAGGGAGUGCCAGCACAUGCCAUGGUAGUUAAGCCCUGCGAAACAGCCAGCCAGGUCCCGGUGGAAGGAAUUGCAAUCCUGCAUCAGUUCCCAUUCUCAUCAGCACUGCAGAGGAUGACAGUCAUUGCCCAAGAGAUAGGGGGUGACCGGCUGGCAUUCAUGAAAGGUGCACCAGAAAGGGUGGCCAGCUUUUGCCAACCUGAGACAGUACCAACUAGUUUUGCUAGCGAACUUCAGAUUUACACAACACAGGGCUUCCGAGUCAUAGCCCUGGCAUAUAAGAAGCUGGAAAUGGAUCAUCACACCACCUCCUUGACAAGGGACAAAGUAGAAUCAGAUCUGAUAUUUCUGGGAUUGCUAAUCUUGGAGAAUCGGUUGAAGGACGAGACAAAACCUGUUCUGGAAGAGCUCAUCUCAGCCCGGAUAAGGACUGUAAUGGUCACAGGUGACAAUCUUCAAACUGCAAUAACAGUGGCUAGAAAGUCUGGAAUGGUUUCUGAAAGCCAAAAAGUCAUUCUCAUUGAAGCGAAUGAAACCACUGGAUCCUCAUCAGCAUCUAUAUCUUGGAAAUUAGUAGAAAAUAAGAAACACAUUUCAUACAGCAAUCAGGAUAAUUACAUUAAUAUCAGGGAAGAAGUCUCUGAUAAUGGCAAAGAAGGAAGUUACCACUUUGCCUUAAGUGGAAAAUCCUUUCAGGUUAUAAGUCAACAUUUCAGCAGCCUACUGCCAAAGAUACUGAUCAAUGGGACCAUCUUUGCAAGAAUGUCUCCUGGGCAGAAAUCCAGUCUGGUGGAAGAAUUUCAGAAACUGGAUUACUUCGUAGGUAUGUGCGGUGACGGGGCCAAUGACUGUGGGGCUUUGAAAAUGGCUCACGUGGGCAUCUCGUUAUCAGAGCAGGAGGCAUCUGUGGCCUCACCGUUCACUUCAAAAACUCCAAACAUUGAGUGUGUACCUCACCUUAUCAAGGAAGGACGCGCAGCUCUCGUCACCUCAUUCUGCAUGUUUAAGUACAUGGCUCUGUACAGCAUGAUUCAGUAUGUUGGUGUUCUGCUGCUCUACUGGGAGACAAACAGCCUUUCAAAUUACCAGUUUCUGUUCCAGGAUCUGGCCAUCACAACUCUUAUUGGCAUAACAAUGAAUUUGAAUGGUGCCUACCCCAAGCUGGUGCCUUUCAGGCCUGCAGGACGGCUGAUCUCUCCACCUCUGCUGCUUUCUGUGAUUUUCAACAUUCUUCUCAGCCUGGCUAUGCACAUUGUGGGCUUCAUUCUGGUUCAGAGGCAGCCUUGGUAUUCCAUGGAGAUGCACAGUGCCUGCAUACUGCAAAAUGAAAGUAUCUCAAAGUUAACUAUUUCUCCAACUGCUCCAGGAAAAAUUGGAAAUAAUGGUGCCUUCACAAGCUAUGAGAACACUACCAUAUGGUUCUUGGGAACAAUCAACUGUAUCAUUGUGGCUCUUAUUUUCUCUAAAGGAAAACCAUUUAGGCAGCCCAUCUAUACAAACUAUAUAUUUGUCCUUGUGCUGGUCAUACAGCUGAGUGUGUGUCUAUUCAUUCUAUUUGCUGAUAUUCCAGAAUUAUAUAGGCGUUUGGAUCUGCUCUGCACUCCUGUUGUGUGGAGGCUCUACAUCAUCAUUAUGCUCAGCUCCAAUUUCAUUGUGUCCCUUGUUGUGGAGGAGGCCAUCAUUGAAAACCGAGCCCUGUGGAUGUCAUUCAAAAGGUGUUUCGGUUAUCAAUCAAAAAGCCAAUAUCGGAUAUUGCAGAGGACCUUGGCAAAUGACCCUAGUUGGCCGCUGCUAAACCAAAUGUCCUACUCUGACACGCCAGGGUGUGAAAGUGGAGUGUCUUACAGCAAUCCAGUAUUUGAGAGCAAUGAGGAACAACUCUGAAGCCAGCGUGAUAUCGAAGUUGACAAACAAACAAUGACAUAAGGAAUGAGUUUCAGUGAUUUUCAAGCAAAUAGACUCUUCUAAAAUCAACGGAGUUUUUGGAAUCAAAAACCCUAUCCAAUCGUGGUGGCAAAUUAGAGUCUACUUGAUAAAAUACUUUCUACAGAGCAGAACACUGCCCCAGAAGAGUGCUUUCCUCUUGGCUUCUGAAAAUACUGAUGGUGUUAGUGAAAUAAGAAUGGGCCAAGGAUGGCAAUUGACCAAGAGCCUGAGAGGCUAAAGGACAAGAAGAAUAUAUAAUCUUUCUUCUUAGAUAACAUAUUUUUUAAAUGAAUUGUGAGAAAAUAGCACUAUGUGUAGUCAUAGUGAAGGAUCAUUUUUGAAUUUGUAUUUUAUUGGUGGAAAAACAAAUGCAUGGGAACCAUCACACCAAUCUUCACUGUUUGGUUUCCUUUCCUUUAUAGUACAUUCAGGGUUGAGACAUUUUCUUCUGCUUCUGGCUUUCCCCUAUGUACUAGUAAGGAUGGGCAAAGCUGAUGCUGCAAUAACAAACCACUCCCUUGUCUCAGUGGCUUACCACACAAGAGUUUCUUUUGUGGUCCAGGUGAUUCUAUCGACUAGCUCUCCUCCGAGUGGUGACUGCUUCAAUCUGUCAGUCCCACUGACUGAAAACAAGGAUUCCAUGUUUACUGUGAUGGGGAAGGAAGAGUCUGGAGAUCACACAAGGGCUUUCCACUGCCUCAUCCCAAAAGAGGCAUGCAUCUCUUCCACUACUCACAUCUUAUUCAUCAGUGACUUGGCAAAGUAGCUGAACAGUACAGUCUGAGUUUAGAGCUGGUUUCAUGGGCAUAUGACCUGUGCCAUCACCUAGGGGGCCAUGCUUAGAAGAGACCCACACUCAUUUUAAUGCUUUGCUGUUGCCAUCUUGAAAUUCUUAAUUUUUGAACAGAGGUCCCCACAUUUUCAUUUUGCACUCAGCCCCACAAAUUAUGUAGUUUAUCCAACUUGUGUUCCAGAAAUACUGACACUGUUCUCUGAGCUCUGCAUCUCUUGCUCCUGUGAGCCUCUCCUGUUUUAGGAACUCCACAUCUCACUUGUCCAACUCGAGGUAUUUCCACUCCUCUGCUCUAUUAUUUUGGAGAAAAGAUAGUCUUGUGCUACAACAUUGUAUGUUAUCAUUGAUGUUAAGUCCCUACAUAAUUUACACAUUUCUUAAAUCUGAGGCUUCAGUUUUCAGAAAAUAAAAAUUGCCCUUAUUUUAUCACUAUUAUAAUUUUAUUAUAUUAGAUUAAUUUGGCAUAGAAAACACCCAGGUUUCUGUUAGCUCAGCAGACAACUCUGAAUUCUAGGAUAAAAUACACAAAUAAUAUUUUAAAGCAAAAGCAGAAUUUUCACUACAAAAAUCAAAUCCUAAGUGAAUGUUCUAGGUAGUGGGUGGGUCUCAGGCUAGCUUUGUUACUUAUCAAUAGCAUCUACAAGUAUUCCCUCCCCUGGCGAAUUCCUGAGCAUGGUUGGAGGCUCUGUGGCUAUAGAUAAUUCUGAGAACAUGAUGUUUCUCAGCCAUGAAAGUACCUUGUUGCUUCUGGUUUUAAAAUAGGGUGUGAAGAAUCACUUAAAUAGUCAGAAUGAUUGUCUUCCUUGGUCCAGAAGGAAAUGUUUCCUUUUAAAAGUUAGCCUCAGCAGUGAUAUGGUUGCCCUGAAUGUCUUUUUCUAGGACUUAUAGCUUACUCAUUUUUUAAGAGUGGAGGGUUGUGGACAGGGCAAGCUGGAGAUGGUCUACAACCUAGUGAUGGGCAAGAGCAACAUGUGCAGUCAUAUCUAGAAGAACUCCUUACCAGGUGCUGUCACCUCCGUUAGCUCAUUUGAAUUGCAUGAUUCUCAGGACUUAGGCAAGGAAGGACUUAUCAUCUACUUUUACAGGUGAGAAAACUGAGAUUCAGAAUAAGGCAAGCUGACCCAGGCCUCAGACACAGAUCUUCUGAGCAAACCUUCUGUUGUUUCCAAAUACCUCCUAAUUACAAAGCUUCAGCAGGGCAGGGUGUUUGGGGUGAUCUCACAGUCAAACAAAGAAUGAGUUUCUUAUUUGCCAGGUGGAAUGAGGCAACCUGUUGCUAAUACCAGGGCCUGAUGUUCAAAUAAAUGCCAGGAAUCCUGCCAGGCUUGGGAUGCAAGUAUAUUCCAAACAAAACAAAACUAAAACCUAUGAGUGUCUAUUGAGACUCUGAGUUGCUCUUGCCUUGGUCCUAAGUGAUUCAAUUGGGGAUUGAAUCUAAAAUCUUUGUCAAAAGGGAUUUAUUCUGAAGACUGUACUUGAAAUAAACUAUCUCUUAGAGGUAGUGAGAAAAUGCUUAACUUGGAAAAGCAAGGCUGACAGGGUGUAGUCAAGGGAUGUAAAAGUUGUUUUCAAAUACUUGAAGGGUUUCCGUGGGAGAGAAGGCUCCCACCUGUGCCAGGUGGCAUGAUCACUGGGUAAAGGGCAUGGUGAGAAUGGCUUCAGUCUAACACAAAGACCACUGUCCCAACAGAAAUGGAAUCUGGUGACCUCAUGAGGUGUGUGCUCCAUGGCAUUGGAGGUACAAGUGGAUAUCCAAAGACAAAUUAAAGAUGGAAGUCAAGUAUCAGAUGGAAUUUAAUUACCUGCAAGCUACCUUCCAGGCUUAAUGUGCACAUGUCUCAGUUUUAUACUAUGAUAUGAACCGUCCAUCGUCACUGCCCACAUAGAAUAUCAGACUGCCUAUUGUGAGGAGAUGGGCUGGGGAGAACAGGCUCUCAGCCCUUUGGGGUCCUACAGUGUAGACAAAUGGGCUUGAAAGGGGGCCCAUUUGUGCUCUGUGCCUUGGAAGGGGGCUUUUGAUGAAGAUAAGAUUCUAGAAAACAGGUGUCCACUGAUGGGUCCUGAUUGCCAAACUGACAGCUGGGGAAUACUUCUGAUGUGUGUAUUUUCAUAGAAAAAGAAGUUUGAAAAUUUCAGUGAAGGACAUGAGAGAGUACCCCAAACUGAGGGCAGAGCUACCUGCACCAAAUACACUUGUCUGACCAGGACUCAGAGGAGAAAAGGACACUCAUCUGAUCCUAAUAAUUUAAGAGUUUCACCAUAUGUUUACUCCAAGGUACACAGCUCUGGCCCACAGAAAGGAACCCUUGCUCUGGGCUUUUCUCACUAAACAUGUAAUGAUCUGAGAAUGGAAAUAUGUCUGUGCCAUCUGUGUCCUUAUGAGCUCACAGAAGUGUGUAUGUACACACUUGCAGAUGUGAUGAAUGAGAAAGUGAUUAUUCAGAGCCUUGUAUUUAGUUUAUGCCGUAAUAAAUUAUUCUGUACAAAA
This is a messenger RNA of Canis lupus familiaris (dog), 7257 nucleotides long. It is a transcript of the gene ATP13A4, whose product is annotated as ATPase 13A4. The transcript is spliced from 30 exons. Gene Ontology annotation, molecular function: ATPase-coupled monoatomic cation transmembrane transporter activity; polyamine transmembrane transporter activity; ATP binding. Lineage: Eukaryota; Metazoa; Chordata; Mammalia; Carnivora; Canidae. The record is from RefSeq and is a predicted model, not a curated record. Gene Ontology annotation, biological process: intracellular calcium ion homeostasis; polyamine transmembrane transport. Bases 341 to 3934 code for a protein of 1197 amino acids. Gene Ontology annotation, cellular component: late endosome membrane.